AAAGACCAAACCGAAGCUGGCAAAUGUACCAAUCCUCCUCCUCCGAUCACUGUUCUCCUUCCUCCUCUCCGCUCCGUUGCCGACGGCCCUGCGCCCCCGCCCCGGCUCCCCGCCGUGCCCUGCGCCUCCGCCGCGCCCUUACCUCCACACCUCAAAUCUGGUGCCUUACUACUAUUUAUGUGGUGUUUCUACGAUCCUUGUAGUUAUGAAAGCUGCCUUUUGCUACUAUUUUUUUUCCGCAUAAGAUCUGCUCCCAUGUUCCUAGCUACCAGGAAAUUAGUACAUGGUUGGAACAAACAGCUUGCUUUGUAGCAUAAGCUCGCUGCUUGUUAGGGUCGAUGGCAGAGAGGGAGCAUCGAACAGUAUUUGUCACGGUGGGGACCACGUGCUUUGAUGCCCUUGUCAUGGCCGUAGAUUCUCCGGAAGUGAAGAAGGCUUUACUGCAAAAAGGUUACAGUAAUCUUCUCAUUCAAAUGGGCCGAGGAACAUAUGUUCCAUCCAAGGUCUCAGGAGAUGCUACCCUUCAAGUUGACCAUUUCACAUUUUCACCAAGCAUCGCUGACAAUAUGAGAACAGCUUCCUUAGUUAUCAGCCAUGCAGGUUCAGGAAGCAUAUUUGAGACGCUGCGGCUGGGCAAACCGCUUAUCGUCGUUGUAAACGAGGAUCUGAUGGACAAUCACCAGAGCGAACUAGCAGAAGAAUUGGCUGAAAGGAAGCACCUCUUCUGCGCACGCCCACAAACACUGGGAGAGACCAUCCGGGCAAUGGACCUGGAGACGCUGGUUCCUUACGAGCCAGGGGAUGCCAAGCCAGUCGUCGCCCUGAUCAACAGGUUUCUUGGCUUCCCAGUUGCCUGACAAAUAAACGACGAGAUACCUCCAUUAAGGCGUCAGUUCCUGUACCUGUUUGAUGUAAAAUGGAUUAACUGGCAUAUGGAAACAGCAAGACUGUCCUCGAUCGUUGCAGUUGGGUUUAAUUGGGGUGGGGGGCGUCGAUUCGUUGUUCUUGUCAUGCCCUUGACACGAGAAGGCAAUACUGUGUGGUUGGACGGCAUCACUGAAGCCAAUACUUUAUGAUCGUGAGAGGGCCGAAGGAGACGGAAGUCACGUCACCCUUCUUCAUAGUGAUUUGAAAAGUACCAUUGAAAUGAUAGCCAGCAGGGGCCAACGAAACCAAGAAAGUUGUAGUAACUGACAAUGAAUUCGCUGCAAUUGAAUGCUAGUUGCCAAAUACAAUCUCCACUGGUUCAGCUGCCAUCCUCAAUGCACUAUGAUGACCAGCUUAUGCUAAUUUUUUUUUCAUAUUUCUGACCAUUCGUCUUUUGUAAUAAUUAUUUGUGUAGAUAGACAAACGCAUGCAUGAAAUGCCUAAUAAUUAUUUGUGUAGAUAGACAAACGCAUGCAUGAAAUGCCUAAUAACAUGCAUAUAUUGUAAGGAAAAUGGAUCCCAGUCUAUUUGACUUAAUGAGUUUUGGUGUUUGAUGAUCAA
This is a messenger RNA of Zea mays, 1488 nucleotides long. Its product is annotated as UDP-N-acetylglucosamine transferase subunit alg13. The record is from RefSeq and is a predicted model, not a curated record. Lineage: Eukaryota; Viridiplantae; Streptophyta; Magnoliopsida; Poales; Poaceae. Gene Ontology annotation, cellular component: UDP-N-acetylglucosamine transferase complex. Bases 339 to 857 code for a protein of 172 amino acids. The transcript is spliced from 4 exons. Gene Ontology annotation, biological process: dolichol-linked oligosaccharide biosynthetic process. Gene Ontology annotation, molecular function: hexosyltransferase activity.